This is a messenger RNA of Prunus persica (peach), 2466 nucleotides long. Its product is annotated as protein trichome birefringence-like 6. Gene Ontology annotation, cellular component: Golgi apparatus. The transcript has 5 exons. Bases 215 to 1813 code for a protein of 532 amino acids. Gene Ontology annotation, molecular function: O-acetyltransferase activity. The record is from RefSeq and is a predicted model, not a curated record. NCBI's taxonomy places the organism in Eukaryota, Viridiplantae, Streptophyta, Magnoliopsida, Rosales, Rosaceae.
CUUUCCCAAUUAGCAACUGCUCUGCUUUAGCAUCGCCUUCUCACAUCACAUCACAUGUCAAACACUCUCAAAUCUGCAAGUUUUCUGCACAUGCCUUGCUAUCUUUCCCAAUUGUUUUCCAAAUCUCACCCAACACUCAUUGACUUCUCUCUCAUCAGGAAGCUUAUCUUCCCCACUCUCUCAGUCCAACUGAGAAACUGUGAGAGACUGAGUUAUGGAGAGGCAGAGAAGUUUCUCCUUCAAACCCACUAGAUUCUUAGUAUUUUCUUUUACCAUCUCUUCCUCUGUCAUCUUUCUCACUUUCUUUACCAUGUGGAUCAUCAAAACAACUCCUUCAGUACCCCAAGAAACCCGUCUCCAGUUCAACACAUCCUCACUCGUUUUGGGUUUCAAACCCAUAGCUGUUCACACAUUGACUGGGUUCAGUAGGAAUUUUUCAGUAAAUGGUCUUAAAGAUUCGAUCUUGAAGGGUACCCGUUUGAGCAAACCUGAAAAUGCUUCUGGGUUUUCUGGGAUUUCACUUAUUAGUGGGUUACAGUUACAGAGGAAGGAGAACGAAUCCCAAGUGCCAGAACACGAAGAGGAAAAAGGCGGUGAGUCUGAUGGUAAUUUCCCACCAAUUGAACACAGUGCACCUACUACAAUCCUAUUUGUGAACAUUGAGAGGACUGAAGAGAAAAAUGCUGCAUUGAAUAAGACUGAAGUCACAAGUAAAAAGAGGAUUGAUGAGAAGAAGACUAGAAAAACUUCAUUUGAAAAUACUCAAAUUUCAAGUGGCGGGCAGGUUGAGAACAAGAGAGUGAGAGGAUGCGAUUUUACCAGAGGGAGGUGGGUCUACGAUGAGAGCUAUCCUUUGUACACAAAUGAUUCCUGUCCCUUCAUAGAUGAAGGUUUUAAUUGUCAGGGUAAUGGAAGAUUAGAUAAAGACUACAUGAAGUUGAGAUGGCAACCACAAGAUUGUGACAUUCCAAGGUUUAAUGCAACAAAAAUGCUGGAACUGAUCAGAGGGAAAAGACUAGUUUUUGUGGGCGAUUCAAUCAAUAGGAAUCAAUGGGAAUCCAUGCUGUGCAUGUUAAUGGGAGCUAUCAAAGAUCCAAAUAGGGUCUAUGAGACGCAUAGGCGCAGAAUCACCAAAGAGAAGGGGGAUUACAGUUUCAAAUUUGUGGAUUACAAGUGUACAGUUGAAUAUUAUGUGUCCCAUUUCUUGGUUCAUGAAGGCAAGGCAAGAGUAGGGCAGAAGCGGGUGCAAACUUUGCGAAUUGAUUCCAUUGAUCACGGCUCAUCUAGAUGGAGAGGAGCUGAUAUUUUGGUAUUCAACACCGCACAUUGGUGGUCUCAUUACAAAACUAAAGCUGGGAUUAAUUACUAUCAGGAAGGGGGCCAAAUUCAUCCACAGCUUGAUGUUUCCACAGCUUUCAGAAAAGCUUUGAUGACCUGGGCAUCAUGGGUUGAUAAACGCAUCAAUCCACGCAAAACCCAAGUUUUCUUUCGAAGUUCAGCACCAUCCCAUUUCAGGGGAGGUCAAUGGAAUUCAGGCGGGAGUUGUAAAGAAGCAACUCAACCGCUUCAAACUUCAAGCUUCUCUUAUUCUGAGAAAAAUGUAAUUGCAGAGGAGGUCAUAAAGCAGAUGAAAACUCGUGUGACUUUCUUGAACAUAACUGGCUUGUCAGAAUAUAGAAUUGAUGGUCAUCCAUCUAUAUAUGGAAGAAAAUCAGGGAAACACUCCUCUUCAGGCAUUCAAGAUUGCAGUCAUUGGUGUCUUCCUGGCAUUCCUGAUCUCUGGAAUGAAUUGUUGUAUGCUCAUUUGCAGUAACUGAAGGUAAACAGAUUUUUCAUUAUAAAUCUUUUAUCUAACUUGUAAAUAAUUAGUUCAUCAUUUGUUCAGUGAGCUGGUUUACUGGCUGGCUUAUAAUUUUGGUUUAUAUAUAAUUCUUUGAGGGCUACCUGGGAAUGCGAGUGAAAUUUCAUGAUUGUUUGGGACUGUAACAUUAUGUUUUGGUCAUGUAUAUUGGUUGGCCACAGCAGCAACCUUGAAGGAUGGGAAGGUGCAUAUAUCUCAAACUCAAUCACAUGCUUGGCUUGGGAUGGGAUAAGCCUAAUUUAGAAGAAGGCAUGUUGUUUUUGUUGAGGUAGGCAGUCUUUUCUGGUUGAAAGUUGGAAUGGACUAAACCACCACCAUCAUAUCAUACAUUCAUAUUCAUAGGUAGAUAGAUUAAUUAGAUGUUGAACUUGGGAAUUUUAAGUUGAUUUAUGGAUCAGUAAUCCACUCUUUUUAUAAUGGGCUAGUUCAUCUGGGCUGUCCUUUUUACCAAUAAAUGAGGCCUUUAAGCUCUGAAUUGGCAUGAUAAAUUGGGCGACAUUCUCGUCUAAAAUUUCUGUCUGGGCUUUAGUGGAUCUCUUUUUUCUGGUUGUGGGCUCUAUUUUCAUCCAUUAGUAAGUUCUACACUAUUUGUUUAAUGGCCCAAA